AUGCCAUUCAUGACGGAUCCCGAGUCGCCGGACAACGCAGCGGCAUCUCUGGAUCUGCUCACAGUCACUAGCACAGAGCUUCAAAAGCUUCUUUCUGAUCGCUCUGUUACAUCUGUGGAUCUAGUAGACGCAUACCUGAAUCAAAUCCAGGAACAAAACCACCAUGGGCUGGAAUUGAACGCCAUGAUUUCUGUGACGCCGAGCAAAGUCAUAUUUCGGAUUGCCCGGGAGCUGGACAGAGAGAGGGAGCAGGGCAAGAUUCGAAGCCCGCUGCAUGGGAUUCCCAUCACAGUCAAGGACAACAUUAUGACCGGCCCCGAGCUACAGCUAGCAACCACUGUUGGCACAUAUGCCUUGCAAGAUGGCAUUGCUAAACGAAACGCGCCGAUUGUUGACACACUGGUCGAAGCCGGCGCUAUUAUUCUUGGAAAGGCAAACCUCUCAGAAAUGACAGGAUGGAAAGGCUGCGGAGUAACUACAGGAUGGUCAGCUGUCGGCGGUCAGACCCAGAGCCCAUACAUUGUCGGGGGUCUCAAGGACGGUGACAGGCUCCUCGGACACAGUGCUCCUGCUGGCUCGUCCUCUGGUAGCGCAGCUGGAGUGGCCGCAGGAUUCGCGCCGCUCGCGCUGGCCACCGAGACCGAUGGCUCCAUCGUGCAGCCAGCGAACCGGGCAGCUCUGUAUGGCCUCAAAGCCACUGUGGGUCGGAUAGGUACAGAUGGAACGGCGCCAUGGAGCUCGCUUACCGACAGCAUCGGUGGCAUGGCCAAGUCGCCACAAGAUCUUGAAGCGCUCUUCGACGUUCUUACUGAUGCAGACAGAUGUGCCGCGAAAGAAGCCAGAGGUGACGGGGACGGCGAUGGCCUGCCUGAGUCUUGGACGGGACUGCGUGUAGGUUUUGUCGACCCGACCUUGUGGUCAUUCUCGCCGGCCAUCUGUGAUCCCGACCCUAUACUUAUCCAACAGCAAAGAGAAGAGAUGGAAGCCGCGAUCUCUAAGAUCGAAAAGUGCGGUGCGGCGGUUGUGCGAUCAGUUCCGUUCCCAUCCAUGGACCAACUGGUGCUCGAUGGCGAUGAUGCUCUAGAGCAGCUGUGGAACUAUGACUUCAGCGAUGAGUGGGAGAUCUUCCUGAGAGGCUAUCAGAACAGCGAAAUCAAGUCUCUGCGAGACAUAGUCGAGUUCAAUAAGAAAAACGCAGACAAGGAGCUGCCACCACGAUACCCUGGCCAGCAACUUCUCGAAGAUGCUAUUGAUGAAAGCAAACGCAUCUCCGCCGACAAGUACCGGGAGGGUGUCUGUAUCAUACGGAAAUUCGCACGCACCCAAGGCAUUGAUAAGACACUGGCUGCGCAUGAUCUGGAUGUCAUCCUGGGCCCAAUGGACGGCAGAAUACCAACCAUCGCGGCUGCGGCAGGGUAUCCAGUGGGGACAAUGCCUCUGGGCUACUCCAAGACGAACGGCCGUCCUUUUGGGAUGUGUAUUGUUGCCGCCGCGGACAAUGAAGACAAGAUCUUACGAGCCAUGAAAGCCUGGGAUGCUACUAUUGCCAAGAGGAAAGCACCUCCUCAACUGCACAGCAAGCAAGUCGCGGUGCAAGCAGCUCCACAAGAAGACGCUUUGCUUAAUUCCAGGCACGGGGACAAUCACUCGAGAUUUGCCUCUUCAAAGCAGAUCAUGUGGAAGAUGACUGCGGUACAACUCACUCCAAGACUUCUGUUCCGGCCACACUGGGGGUGGGAAGAUAUGGUUGGCGAAAGGCAGGAGAGGUUUCCACCCAGGACGGCCCUUGGUAUGAAUUCCGUCGGAGAAAGAACCAAAUUCUGA
Molecule: messenger RNA, 1824 nt
Organism: Diaporthe citri
Lineage: Eukaryota; Fungi; Ascomycota; Sordariomycetes; Diaporthales; Diaporthaceae
Exons: 8
Coding region: 1-1824 (607 amino acids)
Source: RefSeq, a predicted model, not a curated record